GCGCUCUCGAAGGAGAUUGUCUCGUGUCGUGGUCGUGUCGUGUUAUAAUGCGAAACGCACGUUAGCCUGAUACGUGUCUCGUGUUUCGGCAGCAACCUGUUAUCUCGUACGUGUGCUCCGGUUUGUAUUAUACGAUACGGUGUCGUUGACGACGCCGUCGCCACCGUCGUGGAGUAGCAGAAGGCCUGCCUGCCAGCCCGUUUCGUUCUAUCGUCGUUAUUGGCGACGGCUGUGCGCGAGGAUGCACGUUCAAAACAAACCCCCGUCGGUGAACCGGGGUCGAUAAUUUCCAUCGCGUUAUCAUAGCGAGACGAGGCGUUGUCGCGAUGCUCACCGUCUACGAUUAUCACGAAGGGCAGUUCCGUUUCAAUACCCGUGACCAAUGAGAUUAUUGGGAGAAACACCGAGGGCAAAGAUAAUAGCAGCACUGUUGCUCCUACGCGUUCUUGGACUUAGGAGUCUUCGACCGACGGUUUCUAUGAUACUAUUAUCAAUUCCUUUCUUUGGAGCAACGUUUUCGUGCUGAAAUCGUUCCCUGGGCAUAUUCCGUUAACGUUAUAUUAACCGAAUGUAUCCGGCGAGGAUUUCGAAGAAUCACGAGUAUGGCGGGUACGGAGACGAGCCACGACGUAAAAGAGAAGACAAUAACAAACCCAAUCACGUUCUCCUCUUCACAAUUAUCAACCCGGUCUACCCCAUCACUGUGGAAGUAUUACACACGAUCAGUGCACCCAGCGGGCAAGUUCAGCGUAUCGUCAUCUUCAAGAAGAAUGGCGUUCAAGCGAUGGUGGAGUUCGACUCGGUGGAAUCGGCAACCAGGGCGAAGGAGACACUUCACGGAGCAGACAUAUACUCUGGUUGUUGCACACUCAAGAUCGACUUCGCCAAGCCAACAAAGUUGAACGUUUACAAAAAUGACGCCGAGAGCUGGGACUACACGACACCAACGUUGGGAUCGAGUGCACACAAAAACGACGCAACCGGAAAUGGAAGACCGGCACCCCUGUUGGCAGAGCCCAGAUACGGCGCCGCACCCCAGCCAUACGGUUCCACGCCACAGGUAACUUUUCCCCCGGGUGCCGGCCACGAUCGUUACGAGGAGAAUUUCAAUGGUCCAGCAACGUAUGCGGAGCCGUACGUUGAGCGUUACGGUAUUAAGAGUGAUUUUAGCGGUCGAGAGCCUUUGCAUCCCACACCACCUCGGCCUGGUUACGUACCCACCUUGGGACAAACACCACCCUCGAGCACACAGGGCUCUGUGAUGAUGGUUUAUGGUUUGCAACCGGAUAAAGUCAACACCGACAAGCUGUUCAACUUGUUCUGCCUCUAUGGAAAUGUAACGAAGGUGAAGUUCUUGAAGACGAAAGAGGGAUGCGCGAUGAUACAGAUGGGCGACAGCAUAGCCGUGGAACGGUGUUUACAGAAUCUGAACAACGUGACGAUCGGGACGGACGGCAGGUUGCAGCUCGGUUUCUCGAAACAAGCUUUCCUCUCGGACGUCACCAACCCCUACAUUUUGCCCGACAAGACAGCGAGCUUCAAGGAUUUCACGGGAAGCAAGAAUAACAGGUUCCUUAACCCCGCAAUGGCCAAUAAAAAUAGAAUACAACCACCCUCGAAGAUCGUUCACUUUUUCAACACACCCCCAGAUUUAACCGAAGAAACCGUACACCGUGUGUUCGUUGAACGUGGAAUUGAAGCACCCACGACAGUGAAAUUGUUCCCCUUAAAAUCGGAACGAUCGUCGUCCGGCCUUAUCGAAUUCAGCAGUGUCGGUAUCGCGGUAGCUGCCAUCAUGGAGUGCAAUCACACAGCACUGGAAAACAGCAACGGCAAAUUCCCGUACAUAAUGAAGCUGUGUUUCUCCUCAUCGCGCACCAUACCCACGAGUUUCCCGCCCAGCAGCGGCAGCACGUCGAGCAAUUCCGCCGGUAAUGGGCACGUCAAAAUGCAGCAGGACUCGGAAUAGAACGGCGAGGUCCAGGGCCAGCAGCGUCAGCGUCAGCGCCAGCGUCCCUCUCUCGCCCUGCACCCGUUGUGUGCCCCGACGGGCACGGCCCUGCACCCAGCCGCAGCGAUAACACUAUCCCCGGUAUUACCGCCACCUGUGCCGCCUCCAUUGCCGCCUACCUGCGUCCUGAUCGCCACGCCGACACUAUAUCCAACCGUGCCACCGCCGCCACCGCCUCCGUUGCCUACAUUCUGGCCGUAUUGAUGAGAGGAGCAGGCCUACAUGGAGGACGAGCCGAUACCCAGAGGGAUGGUCUCGUCGUCAAUUUUAUUCAUCUACUCCUCGCCUCCUGGUGGACUGGCCGAAGGAUCACAGACGCUGGUCGCUGGAAGUGUAUCGGUUGGCUCGAGGAUCAAUGCCGGACAGCUCGGCCUCGAGAGUCGAGGACCAACGAGAUUAUCAGUGUUUCAAGAAAUCACGGAAGAUGACGUAGUUGGCACACGGUACGGAUCAAGGUACUGUUCGAAGGUCAUCGAGGAUCGUCAGACGGAACAGCCGAGAAGCAGCGAUGUUUACGAUCAACACUUUGUUCUAUUCAUUUUUUCUCCUCUUCCUCCUCCCCAUCCUCCUCCCAUUCUUCUUCUUCUUCUUCUUCUUCUGUCUGUUGUUUCUUUUAUUCUUGUGUUACUUUGGCGAGGUCCGGGUAUACGUGCUUACCCCGUUCGAAGCCGUACGCCACAAGUGUCAGUAUUAUGCCGAGGCGGAUCUUCUCGUCGACAGACACCAAGACGGCAGAGAGAGAGAGACUGUGCUCGCGAGACUGAGAGGAUUCGCUUCAUCGUUCUGUCCUUCUGUCGGACACACGAGGAUUGUACAUAAUGUUCGAGGGUGGAGGCCCGCCGUCUGAAUGGGAAUCUGCCGUUAAUUGGCAAGGAUUUACAUAUCAAGGGCCGGGCAAAACGAUACCUAGUACGCUUCACGGGUAACCAUCGUCGCGUUCGCUUAUUAUUACCUUGGCCGUAUCUCUUCACCGCCCCCCCAUCCCCCCGAUGGUUUCACCGCGAAACAAAAUACGGUCCCGGUGUUUGCGACGAACCGUUCUCCUCGUUUGUUCGUUCUUCGUGGCACGCCAUUUUCGGGUUCGUUUCGUGGCGAGGCCAGAAGACACCUACGCGAUCUCGAUGCCGAUGCGCACCCGCAUUCCUCGUUGACCAUUUUAUCAUGGGAUCCAAUAAAUCGGAGGUUCCUCAUUGACCAUUAGAUGCUACACACCGGAUACAAUUAUCUCGAGAGUGUUCAGAGGAUCUGAAUCAAUCGUGCACGCGAAAACAAAAAGUAAAAAUCGUGUGAUUUUUAAGGAAGAAAAUAGAGAAUCCGACUCGCGAGAAUCUUUUCUUUUGCUCUACGGCAAAGUGAACGAAAGCUCUGUCGUCUGUCCGUUGUUUUAUAUACUCUGUACGUGUAUAUAUUAUAAUAUCGAUAUCUAUACAUGCACUUCGAACAAAUAUCUAUUUAUGUUUUCACGUUGUUCAGAUUUUAUUUUACAACGCUUGGAAUUGUGCUCCGAGAAAGUGUGAGAGAUCGUGUGUGCGCGCGCGCGUGUGUGUUCAUGGGGGUGUUAGUUUUUUUUCGGGCGUCGAAUCUCUAAUACUUCGAUUUAUCUGCUCGCGAUUCGUCUCGAAAUGUCGCUUCUUCUUUUCGCGUCGCACGAGGAAGCUUCUCGCGAGUCUAGGUUUUCUUUUCGGAUAAGAAAGAAAGAGAGAAAGAGAGAGGGGUGAAAAAUCGGUCCCUGCUGCGUGUUUGUGGAUUCGAGAUUCGUUUAUUGUCCCCUGCUCCAUCGAGAGGGGAACAGAAACGAACGAUCGAGGGGGGUAACGUUCCCUCAGAGCUGUAGUGUUCAGGUUGCGACGAUGGACUCGGUACAAUUUAUUUAUUUAUUUGUUUCUUUCUUCUUUUUUUUUUAAGAGAGAUGAACGGACGAGCAACCGGAAAAGCUUAAUAUUCCCACGAAAUAAAACGCCAGUACACUAUUGAUCAGAUCGCGGACUGUGAAUUGAAUUUUAUAUUGAAGACAAUGAAAAAUCGACGACACACAAUAUAUUAGUGGUCCCUCGGCAAUAUUUUGUCGGGCCGCGGGACGUUUUUAUAACGAAAGGUUUUAGAUCUCCGAUUUGAAAAAAAAAAAAAUGAAACAAGCGACAAAAUAUGCUAAAAAUAAUAAUAAUAAUAUUAAUAACGAUAAAAGGAUAAAGGAAGUAACGAGUUGUGUGUGUUUGUUUUUUCUCGAAGCGAACCAAAUGAACUACUAAAAAAUAAAUAAUAUUAAAUAGAGAGACUUUACUCGGCCAUACGUAACGUAAGAUAAUAAGGAACAAGAUUUAAACAAAACAAAAAAAGGGUCUAAAACACGCGUUGGUUACCCUUUCUAAAAUGCCUGUGUGCGAGAGAGAGCGAGAGAGAGAGAGAGACCUAAAGAAGAAUGAGAAUUAUAACUUAAAUAAGGGGAAUUUAAAAAAAAAAAAUAAGAAGUGUUUAUAUUUGAGGCAAUAUUUGUUACAAUACAGCUAGAGCAUAAGUUGUAUAUCAUUUUAAGGGGCUCAGUAUAUAAAAAGCGAUGAUCCUUGCUGAUUACAGACAUAACACACGUGAGAAUAUAAAAAAUGAACAACAUGCAAAGUGUAACGAAAGGAUACACGUUGUACGUUGAUUAAUUAGCAAAAAGUUUCUUCUUGCAAGAAACUUAUCAAUCGUAGAGUGAUAUAUAUGUAUAUAUAUAUCUAUAUGUGUGUAUAUCAACGCGAGAAUAACACAAAGGUACUAAGCUAAGGAAUUAAGAAAAACCGCGGAUCAAUAAUAAUUCGUUUACACUCUUUUUCUUUCUUCUAUUUCUUUCAAUUUUUCUUUCUUUCGAUAUUCGCGUUCGGGAGGACUGAAUAAUUAUCGUUACAUCACAUUCUCGUACUUUUUUUCUUGUAUUAAAAUGAUUCUUAUUAAUAUUAUUAUUAUUAUUAUUACUAUUAUUCGUCGUUUCUAAUGUGUAACCAUAUACAUAUAUAUAUAUGUAUGUGCGAGGGGAAUAAGUUCACACUAGGAUACGUCACUGUUUUUAUCCUCGAAGGAUUUCGUUUUAAAUUUAGCGAGCAGGACCUAAAGAAUUGAGAUGAAAAUAAAAAAGAAACGCGUGAAGUAGAUAAUAAGCAGAUAGGAGUCUUGUAAUCAUAUCAUAAAAUUUUGUAGAUAUUAACAUAUUACAUGUGAUCCGCGAGAGUACGGCGUUAUUUAAAUCCAAGAGUGUAUCGUCUCGCGAACUCGCGUGGUAGAAGAAGAAAAAAAAAGAAAGGAAUUUAUGCUCGAUUUUUAGAUGAUAAGAUCAAACGCAGAGUUUCGAUGAUUUUAGGUCUCGAUCAAAGGAUCCGAUUCCUCGAGAACGAAUCUUCUUCUCCCUCUUCUUUUUUUUUUUCUCUCCACACACACACACACACACGUUCAUACGCUUCUGCGUACCUUGUGAUAAUGCAUUCGUAGUCGUUACGUUGCCCAUUCCUAAUUGAUAUAUUCCACGGUGACGAUGAGAAACGAGCGACAAGGCGGGCAAAAGUCGGUGGACGAAGGUAGACGAUACGUUCUCGAGGAAUUCCAUCCGAACUCCCAACCCGAUCAGAAUCACCUAGGUACACCUCCAACCGGAGAACAAACUAUAGAUACAAGAAAGAAUGGAGAAACUUUAAUUAAAAAUGAAAAAGAACAAAAAAAAUAAUAUUGUAUUUGAGAGGUCAAGCACGCAUGCCAGACUGUCGCUUAUUUUCUGACACUUUACCUGUAACAUGAUGACCGUGUGGCAAAUCUUACGCUAGUAUAUAUAUAUAUAUAUAUAUGUGUAUAUAUAUACAUUAACAACGAACACGUUCGCGGACACACGUUUCCACGUGCUCUGUGUAUUUCUAUGUGUCACACCAAAAAGACAAAACCACCCACAUGUGUGUUACUUCUCGAUCCUCCUCUCGUAUGUUUCGCGACGAACAGAGGUGUCACGGUUUUACAUUCUUUACAUUUAGCUCUUCCCCACCGUCGUAAGUUGUUCCGUGAUCGAUUAGAAUGAUUCCUAAAUUCAUCUAGAGUCUAGAUCCUAGAUCCUCCGUGUUUAAAAAAAAGAAAAAAGGAACCGUGUGUAUCGUGAUUUCCUCGUGCAACGCGAAGGGGAUCGAGGAUCCACCUUCGCGGGGUAGAUAACGGUUUCUAAGCUGCUUGUCUCUCGCCUAGAUCGACGGCGGAAGGGUUAAAUUUAAAGACGACAAUUUAUAAACGAUCCCUGACCGCCUGUUCCAUCGGAGGACGACGAGCUUCUGUAAAAAGCUCGACUUUUUGGUCGCCUAGUGUUCUGGACGACCCUGAUAUCGUUUGCAAAGAUGUUCCGCGUCGCAUCUAUUCUUUCGGCCCUUCCUCCAAUGUACAUAGCUUUCUUGUUCGCUCUCUGUGCGUGUAUGUGUGCAUGUGUGGGUGUGUGAACUCGUUACGCGAACACGUAGGCACGCUAAUGAUCGUUGUUUCAUUUACUUUUCUCCUUGUUUUUUUUUCUUUUCUCUCUCUCUUUUUCCAUGGACGACUAAAGUGUACAAAGGAAAACGUCGAUGUUGUCCAGAACACGGGUCCUACGUGUAUGAAUGUGUGUAUGAGUGAGCGAGCGAUCGUCCUCCGACAAUGGGCAUGGAACAGAGAGAGAUUCUUCUUAUAUGUACAAAAAUCAAAUUGUAAUUGUAGAGUGUAGAGAGUCUGUAACGGUACAGUAUUCCAGGUAGCGUCUAAAUAGCACUGUGUUAACACACCGACGAAUAAGCAAAACAUAUUAUUAAAAAGAAGAAAAAAAAAAUAAUAAUAAUAAAACUACAGAGAUAAUUACGUCAGCAUACGAAACUCGAGGUUGUAAAGAGAGCGCGAGUUUGAUAAUUAAACGAAUCGAGGAAAAAAUAUGAAGAAAUUGAAACGAGGUGAAAGCAGUUCGUUUUUUCGAAUCUUGAAACACGAUAAUACAUAUCCCAUCUUGUAUGUAUAUAUUUGCAGUUUUUUCCCCAUGUGAAACAUUUUCAAUGAAAUCUCGACGAUCGAUUCUGUAAUUAUGAUUGAUUAGUAUUAUCGCGACUUAACGACGAUGUUGACGAUUUAACUAUUAUUAUUAAUUAUUGAUUCUUAAUUAUUAUUUAUGGUUGGCCGAUUUUGUGAAAAUCGCAACGAAUUAAGUAAUGUUACAACCGACGAUCGACAUUGCGUUUAAAAGCGUUAGGUUUAAUGUUUGUAGUUAGGUAAUGUUAGGUAGAUCGGAGAGUAGGUACAUAUCGUUAAUAUUGUUAUCGAUUAAUAGUAUUGCGAAGAGGAAAAAAAAAAAGAAUAAUGAUACGAAAAAAGGUAUUACUGCCGGGCGCGCUUUGAUUUCUUUUGUACCUGAAGUGGCUCGAAUUUACAACAUUCGCGAGAUCCUUGCGAUACUGAACAUUUUCCAAAAGUAUGAGAUUAAACAAGUAUCUGAACGACGUCUCGAACAAGUAUCGUCGCGAUCUCGCGUUAAAUGAUUACUUUAAACGAAGAAAAAAGAAUAUUAUAUUUUUGUGCACCGAAUCGCAUCCGAUGCCGAGCGAACCCGAAGCUAAGAGAAAUAUCUUUUCAAGUAUUAUCUAUUCUACGUUGAUAAUAUCACACGUAUAGCUUUCGAAUAUCGCUGCCUAAUAAUUUUUAUUUUUCAUCGAACAUCUUCGGGUGUCGCGAGGCAUCGCGAUGCGGGAUAACGUAGGGCGAAGACAAAAUAAAUCAAAGCGCGGUAACCUUUUUAGCGAAACCCUUCUUCCCCUCUAAGUAUUACCGAGCAACAUAUACCUGUCCCACAUAUCAGAAUCUUACGUAUCCCACGCGUCAUAUCAAUGUUUCUAAGCGUUAGCCCUAAUGUAUCCUUUUAAUCAUUUGUCCCCGAAAUCCCUUUGUCCCUUUAUCGGGGGUGAAAUUUGUAUCCCAUGAAAAUUUACGCUGUACCAACCCUGUCCCCGAUCCUUGUUCAUCCCUUGUCCCGAUAAAAAAAAAAUGAUCCACCUCGUUAUUGUACAUCUGAGCCAGAAGGGUCUCUAUGCUCUGUCUUCCCAUCGCUGCGUCAAAAGACAAACUAGAUGUAAUAAGAUUUGUUGACUGUAUACAUUAUUAUACAUUGAUUGUACACGAAUCAGCAACAUCACACACCCACGAAUACUCGAUGUCACACGGACACACAUUUACACAUAACAAGGGACACUAUCUUCCAGCCACUGCGUCAAGAUAGACCAAAAUGGAUCGGUAAUGCUGAUCGUCCUAAGAGAUAUUAUUUUAUUAUUGAAAUAAAUUUGGGAGGAUACGUGGAUCGUUGCGAUUUUAGGGUCGAUACAGAGGGUGAGGAGGUUGAGUCGCUUUCGUACAAAGAUUCGUGAUUUUUAGAAUGGAAAUUUUCAUUUGGGGAUGAUGAAAUUUUAACCCUCGAGAUUUUCUCAUUAGAUGAAUUUGAAAUUUAGAUCGUUAUAAGGGUGAUUUUAGUAUAUUGACUGCCAUAUGUGGGAUUUCCUUAGGAAUCCAUAUUAGAUAUUAGGAAUUUUUUAAAUUGUCUAAUUAAGUGCUUUAAAUUUUGAGUAGAAAACCUUCAGCAUCACAGUGGGUGUUUUGAUUUUUAAUAUAUUGAUAAUUUUUUAAGUUUGAAAGUUUUUGAAAUUGAAAUUUUAGCACUGUUGCCUUGAACAUUUCUGUGAUGUUUUUCGUUUUAAUAAGUUAUAAUAAAACUAUCGUUUUAUGCAUUUAAAAUAGAAAAUUUAAUUAUGCUGUGUGGGGUCUGAAAUCGCUGAGAAUAAAUUUCCACGAAGUUGAGAAUAUUUAUCCUGGAUACUCCAGGGAGAUUCUGUGCUUCUUGAAGAAGUUUUAGUCGCAAAAUUUCUAUGAUCGAUCGAGCAUUAGCCGUCCAUAAUUAGCCUGUGAUGUCGCAGGGGCCGUUCAUUCGGUACACUAGCUUCAGAUACGACACGUUAGAAGCGAUCGUAGACAUUUUACACAUCGUGGCCACACCACCGGUGACAGACGAAGAUGACACACAACCAUCCCAAGAUUAAAUUUAAAAGAAAAAAAAAAAAAAGAAAGAAAGAAAAAAAUAAACACAGGAGACACAGACACACAUCCAGCAUAUGAUUACUCUUUAAACGAAUAACAAAAGGAUAAAAACAAAAAAAAGUAAUAAUAAUUAAUGAUGUAAUGUGUAUAUUAAUACUUGUAUGUCGUACGCUCUAAUGUUGUUUGAAGAGUUAUUUGCGAGUCAAUUAUCUGUGCCUAGCAGCCCUGUGCACCCUAUCAAAUGUACCACCGUUCAGAUGAAAAAUUAAAAAAAUAAUAAUGGGAAAAAAAUAACAGAGUGAAAGAUACUGAUUGAACCAAAAAAAAAAAAAUAUAUGUAUAUAUAUAUAUACAACAGCAUCAAACAAAAAAUAAAUACGAACGAACACACAUACAUACAUACGCCGAAGAAACGAGCAUAUAGAUGUGUAGUUUCGAGCAGACACAGUGUUACGAGGUACACUCGUGUGCUUUUCACCAACAAAACAACAGUAACAACAUAUUACAAAAAAAAAGAGCAAAAGAAAAGUGAACGACAAAAAAAAAAUAAGAACGAAUUCAAACCAACAAACACAUGAAAAUGAAAGAUGAAUUAAAAAAAAAAAAGACAAAAACAAGCAACUUGCACCCUGUAUACAUAGUUCGCACAAUGAUCUGUUCCUAUUUUGGAAUCAGUUUUUUUCGAAUUUGCCAAGGAAUGUAUAUCUACAGAUUCUAUAUGAAAAAAAAAAAGAUACGAAAUAUAUAUAGAAAAAAAAAAAAGUGAUUAUGAAAUAUAAGCAUUGAAAUCCAUCAGUUCUGGAAUUGUUACCCUUCCGCAAUCGUGUGUUGUUGCCAAUCGCGUCUCUCCUGUCGUCUGUGAUCCGAAACGAUCCACAGAGCGAGAGAUAGAAUCGCAUACGAGGAUUGAUAAAAAUUCACUCGUUCGUAAUUCGCUUUAUUCGAGCUAAUUAGCUGAGCCUAAUCGUACGUGAUACGUCCGCUUCGUUUCGUGCAACCCUCUUAGUAGUCGCGCGACAUCCGCUCGCGACUAUGACGACGAUCAUUGCGAUCGAAGGUCCACUAGAACGGUUGUCAUGAUUAAAGAGAUCACAGGGAAAAGGAAAUAGAGAACAGAAGGCACGUGAGAGAGGGUGUUACAGCUCGUUUCUAGUGGCGACUUUUUCGACGACUUUGUACGCGUUUUUUCCGCUCGACACCGAGCAACUCUUUCAGGGUACCACUUUGUAAAGAACGUUCGUUGAACGUUACAUAGCGCAACGUGAUUUUUUGAACCAAAAAAAAAAAAAAAAUAAAUAAAUAAACGAACAAAAGUAAUAAUAGUGAAAGUUCGAGAUAGAUCUCGCGAUUUUUUCUCGCUCGAUUCACAGAUUAAUUAACAGAAACAACAAAGAGGCAGACAAUUAAAUGAAAAAUAUACGUAGACCGUCACACACUGAACACAACAGCACAACCACCACGAUCCACGCAUAUCCAUAUUUAUAUACGAUUAUUAUGUAUACGUGUGUAUGUGUAUCAAUCACCGACAACACUCACCUGUUUCGUUGUUGUGCGACCAUCGUACCACCAUACAUGAUUAAACGUUGCAGAAGUAUGCGGGACGCUUGUACACACGUGUGUUGAACGAAUUCAAUUGAACAAAUAUAAUUCAGAACACUUGAGAAAUCGGUGCACGCUUCUUGCUCUCUGUUCGCGCUGCCAGCAAGGUUUAAUAAUAAAUUGCGAGAUUUCUUAUUCUUUAUUUGCUACGAGAGGAAGUAGUUUAUUUUAUAGUAUAUAUUAGUUUAGAAUUAAAUUUGUUAAUUGAAUUAGGAAGCAUUCAAGUUUAUUUUCCAGGGUAAAUAUUUGACUGGUAUUAUUGUUUAUUAUAAAAUCAAAUUAGUUGAAUUUAUUGUCUUAACUACCCUCAAUUUGACAACUUAAAUUGAAAUCAUAUAAUCAGAGUCAUUAGCAUAAAUUAGUAGAAUUAAUAGAGGUCUGAUUACUGAAAAGUUUGCCCUAAUUUUUCUUCUACAAAAGAAACUGUUAAACCUUGCUACACAAACGCGACCAAAACCACCCUUUUUCGCAAUCAACCCCAUUCUAUUUCUUUUCUUUGUAACGUCGUCAGUGAUUAACAUUCUGGAAACACGAAAAAUGGAAAUAAAAUAUCGUGUACUCUAACGAUCCGUACUCGUGAUUAUGAUUCACCUGGUGAAAUAGUGGGCGAUCGAUCUCAGAAGGGGUAGAACUCGCGGAGGGUUGAACAGAGAGGCGAAAAGCGUUCCGAAUGAAUCGGUUAACGUUUGUAGAAGCGACAGGUUGCAAGGGACACGAUAGAAAGCAUUUGAAACAAAUAAUAGGGAGAACAAUGGGUUACUAAUGGAGAACAUCGAGCACAGAGGAAUAAUUACACAGAAAAAAAAGAGAGAGAGAGAGAGAGAGAAAGGAGAGGAGUGAAAGUGUUUGAUAGAAUGAGAGGUAGAAUGAGAGAGAGGGAGAGAAAGGAGAUUAGGUGGAGACUUGAGAGUGAAAGAAAAGAAAAUUUCAAAUAAAAAUAAUAAUGAAAGGAAUAUUGAAGAGAGCACACUCACUGAGCGCCGCUAGUAAAAGACAUGGUAGGCUAUUAUUAUCGCUAAAUUAGUCGCUAGCCGAUAGUGAUGUAGUUUACCCUUUAGAGUUAUUUUAAGUUCUUAAUUAUAAUAUGGUUACUAUUAAAUUUAUUAUCGUAUCACAUUACACACUGUAACACUUCUAUUAUAUAAUAACAAGAAAAUAUUUACCUGUGCAUAUUGACAUAUUAAUGGAGUCACAUCAUUAAAACAUAUACUUACUCAAUA
Messenger RNA from Osmia bicornis bicornis, 11877 nucleotides. RefSeq names its product heterogeneous nuclear ribonucleoprotein L (gene sm). The transcript has 11 exons. Gene Ontology annotation, cellular component: nucleus. Gene Ontology annotation, biological process: regulation of RNA splicing; mRNA processing. Bases 569 to 1969 code for a protein of 466 amino acids. The record is from RefSeq and is a predicted model, not a curated record. Gene Ontology annotation, molecular function: mRNA binding. NCBI's taxonomy places the organism in Eukaryota, Metazoa, Arthropoda, Insecta, Hymenoptera, Megachilidae.